Molecule: messenger RNA, 1603 nt
Organism: Spea bombifrons (plains spadefoot toad)
Lineage: Eukaryota; Metazoa; Chordata; Amphibia; Anura; Pelobatidae
Product: galactoside alpha-(1,2)-fucosyltransferase 2-like
Exons: 1
Coding region: 11-1060 (349 amino acids)
Biological process (GO): carbohydrate metabolic process
Cellular component (GO): membrane
Molecular function (GO): galactoside 2-alpha-L-fucosyltransferase activity
Source: RefSeq, a predicted model, not a curated record
UAUCUGGAAAAUGAGCCGCCGAAUCCUUUGGAUCGUGUUCAGUGGUAUAGCAUUCAUCGUUACAGUGAGGCUAUCGUACAUUUACCAUUCCAACACGGAUGAUUUCAAAUACUUUCUGGAAAGAAUCCAAGACUUGAGAGCGAACGUCACAGAGGCACGACCCACGGAAACGCGGCCAAAAGCGGCCACCAAGCCGGCUCUGACGGGCAUGUGGACCGUAAACGCCAUCGGACGGCUGGGUAAUUUGAUGGGGGAAUAUGCCACACUCUACGCCCUCGCAAAGUUGAACGGCCACCAAGCCUACAUCUAUCCGGGAAUGCACGACCAGUUAGCCAAGAUCUUUAAAAUUAAGCUGCCCGUGGUCCACAAUGAGGUUCUAAAUCGUAUUAAAUGGAGAAACUAUGGACUUCAUGAUUGGAUGUCUCCAGAAUACAACAACAUCGAAGGAGAGUAUGUUAGAUUAACCGGCUACCCUUGCUCGUUUACCUUCUAUCAUCAUAUAAAGGAUGAAAUUCUUGAGGAAUUUACUUUUCACGAUUUUGUGAAAGAGGAAAGCUACGCCUACCUCGCCAAAGCACGGGGAGACCGGCAAAAUGUGACUUUCGUCGGGGUGCAUGUCCGUAGAGGAGACUACGUCCAUGUCAUGCCGAACACAUGGAGAGGGGUUAUAGCCGAUAAGGGGUAUUUACAGAAGGCCAUGGACUACUUCAGGAACAAGUAUGAAAACCCUCUUUUCGUGGUGACCAGUAAUGGCAUGGACUGGUGCAAGCAGAACAUCGAUAGUUCCCUCGGAGAUGUCCACUUUGCUGGAGAUGGUAAAGAAGGUUCUCCCGGACGAGACUUUGCCCUCUUGGCCCAUUGUAACCAUACCAUCAUGACCAUAGGGACAUUUGGGAUCUGGGCUGGAUACCUGGCAGGCGGCGAGACCAUCUACCUCUCAAACUACACUUUGCCCGAUUCUCCAUUUCUCAGACUUUUCAAGUAUGAAGCAGCUUUCCUCCCAGAAUGGAUCGGGAUCCCUGCCGACCUCUCGCCUUUACUAAAUAAAGCCAACCCAUAAGGGAUUACCACUGGAAUGUCUACAUUUUACAGCCGAGAUGAAGUUCAAGCAAACGUACUCCUUGUAAAUCACCAUAAACUUUGGCAACACCGUCCAGUUAUUUAUUUGCACAAUACGGAACCAGCCAAUUUUGUUGUUUUUUUUUUUUUUUUUUUAAAAAGUGAAAAACAGAUAACUAAUGUUUUUUUUCAAGGCAGAGAUAUUAAAAAAUAAUGUUACAAUGUGCACCGCAAAACGUUGCAAAAAGUUAAGCCGUGCGUGUUUGUGUAUUUGAGUGCAUGAAGCGAGACGAUAAAUAAUAUUUCUCAUGAAGCCUAAAAAGGUCAACCCAAACGUCAAAAGGGUUAAAUCAGAAAAAUAUUCACGGCUCUGUUAGGGUCAACUUGACAAGAGUGAGGUUAUCAAGGUAAAGCGGUUCAUUUUUUAUUUUUUUAUCUUGAGAAAAAGGACAGCACGCUGGCGAGACUUUGUACCUCACUCCACAACUUGAAUGAGGCUGAAAAGAUUUCUUCAUUAACCCUUUAAGUGCAUGGGCAGGUCUAG